UGUAACAAUCAGAGCAAUUAUUUGUGAUACUCCUGCCAAAUCCUUUGUAACUGGCUCAAAAGGGCAUAAUGCAUAUUUUGGCUGUGGCAAAUGUUUUUGCGAGGGUGAUUAUAUUAAUCACAAAAUGGUUUUCUUGGAUGAAAAUGCCUCGUUGAGGACGGACAGCAAUUUCCGCACUCGAGAAAAUGAAGAACAUCACAUUUGCAUUUCGCCUUUUGAAAACUUGGCUGUGGAUAUGAUAAAUAAUUUUCCGUUAGAUUAUAUGCAUCUAAUUUGCUUAGGAGUAAUGAAAAAGAUGCUGAAUUUAUGGGUCAAGGGACAUCAAAUGUCACGGUUACGUGCAGCACAAAUACAAGAAUUAUCAAGAGAUAUAAUAGAAUUACGUGAAUACAUACCCAUUGAAUUUGCACGUCGCCCACGGGGUAUUAAUGAAUUAGACCGUUGGAAAGCCACAGAAUAUAGAAUAUUUCUUUUAUAUUUAGGACCUAUUAUUUUAGACAAAUAUCUGAAUGCGGAUUAUUUCCAACAUUUUUGCGUUUUACAUACUGCUAUACGGAUUUUAUGCCACCCAGAAGAUUGUUUUCGUAAUAAUUUAUACGCAAAUCAAUUACUGCUUUAUUUUGUCAAAAUGUUUAAAAUAUUAUAUGGCAAUGAUAAUUUAGUUUAUAAUAUACAUAAUUUAAUACAUCUCAGUGAAGAUGUAAAAAGAUAUGGCUCGCUUGAUACGCUUGAUGCGUUCCCAUUUGAAAAUUAUCUAAAAAAGUUAAAACAAAUGUUACGAAAAUCAGAAAAACCAUUAUCUCAAUUAAAUAAUAGGAUUAAUGAAAAUGCAAGAUUUGCAACUAAUUCUCAAAAUAUUAUUUCAAAUGCACCAUUGCUUUUAAAACCAAACAUAAAACACUUACCUUUAGGAUGUGUAAAUUCGCACAAGCAGAUCAAAUUUAAAAAUUGUAUGCUAACGACAAAAUCCGCAAAUAAUUGCUGCUACUUGAAAGAUGGAUCUGUUUUUUGUAUUGAAUAUAUUGGUUUCAAAGAUGAAUACCCUGUUAUCUUGGGAAAAAAAUGUAUUGAUCUUAGACCCAUACCAGGAUAUCCAUUACCAAAACUUUGGGUGGAUUUAAAAAAUAAGACUUUUUAUUGGCCACCUAAAGAAAUUAAUACUACAGGAGCCAUAAUAAAAAAUAUCGGUCCCAGUGAUAACUGGAAUAUGGAGGUUUACCGGCGCAUUAUAGGACCAUAUA
Messenger RNA from Formica exsecta, 1241 nucleotides. RefSeq lists its product as uncharacterized. The annotation marks the transcript as partial. Lineage: Eukaryota; Metazoa; Arthropoda; Insecta; Hymenoptera; Formicidae. The transcript is spliced from 2 exons. The record is from RefSeq and is a predicted model, not a curated record.